UAUGGAUACUGCGCCCGUCUCGUGCGAAUGGACCGCGAGGACAUUCAACCGAGCCAGAAAAGACGAGUGGGGUAAUGGCAACACACACAGCAACAACUCCUCAGUGGAAAACCACGAUUAUUGUCAGCACUUCACUUCAGAGCCAUGACACAAGCAGGCUGCUCAGCGCUCAGCAGCACCGAAUCAGGUUUUCAGACGGGGUUGAGUCCGGAGCCUUUAUCUUCCCUCUGUCAGGUACUGCCUUUCUGUUGCUUGACCCUCAAAACCCCUUGGAGCAUUUUGAGGAAUCUGGACUCAUUGAGAGGAUAAAGAUGUUUGUGCAAGUACACCGGAACAGCUUUCUUCUUCUAUAUGCCCCCUUUAAUGGGAAGAAGGAAUUGGAAAUAUUGUCAGUGCUUCAACACAGAUUUUCUGGCAAACUCAGGAUCCUGCCUGUGCGAAACAGUGCUGAGAUCGUCAAAGGAAUGUUGACCAUUGCCAAGGCCACCAGUAAGCCCCAUGUAGACAGUAUCCGUGACCGGAUGUCUCUGGCUCGGGCUCACAUCGUUGAGAACAGUCCUGUGUGGGAGAUGCUGAGAGACAUUCUAUGAGCUCGGCAGAUGAUUCAGCAUUUUUUCACACACUUAACACCUGUGUUGUUUUAUUAGUUGCUAAGCAGUACAAGCCUUGUACAUUUAAAAUACACGUGUAUCACAGUUUGUUCUAUUAAAAAAAAACAUUGACGUAAAAAAGAGAAUAACUUUAU
This is a messenger RNA of Eleginops maclovinus (Patagonian blennie), 745 nucleotides long. Its product is annotated as protein SPO16 homolog. The transcript has 5 exons. Gene Ontology annotation, biological process: synaptonemal complex assembly; reciprocal meiotic recombination. NCBI's taxonomy places the organism in Eukaryota, Metazoa, Chordata, Actinopteri, Perciformes, Eleginopidae. Gene Ontology annotation, cellular component: chromosome. The coding region runs from base 75 to 590 and encodes 171 amino acids. The record is from RefSeq and is a predicted model, not a curated record.